This is a messenger RNA of Crotalus tigris (Tiger rattlesnake), 8098 nucleotides long. It is a transcript of the gene YTHDC2, whose product is annotated as YTH domain containing 2. Gene Ontology annotation, cellular component: intracellular anatomical structure. Bases 592 to 4965 code for a protein of 1457 amino acids. Gene Ontology annotation, molecular function: protein binding; RNA binding; ATP binding. The record is from RefSeq and is a predicted model, not a curated record. The transcript has 31 exons. Lineage: Eukaryota; Metazoa; Chordata; Lepidosauria; Squamata; Viperidae.
AGGACAACGCUGGAAGUACGCCGGACAUCAUCAUCUGAGCCACAAAGACUUAUAUGAAAAUAAAUGCAUCCAUCUGCAUGGUGCCAGAAAAGGAUGCGUUUUUGUUCUAUUUAUUUAACAUGCUCAGAAGGCGAUCUCCUUCGGAAGAUUUCUGGAUUCACAUAACACGCUAACCAUAUUUUAAAAAUCACCCUAAUCACACAACACUCCAACUCGUAUUUUAAUUUAGCCCGCUCAUAGGACCUAAAGCUUACAGUAUUAGUGUCUAUUUAUUAGGCCAGAACGUGGCACCGACACAUAAAACAGCCACCCUCAGUAAAUCGAAUCGUAUUUGACUUGCAAUAGAGUCGUGCCUGAUGUUCAGAAGCGACCUCCCCUCAUCAGCGCCAGCGCAUAAGCCGGUUUCUUCUCUUUCUGCCAUCCCUUUCCCGCCUGGGAGGCUGUGACGUCAUUCCGCGCAGCCGAAAACUCCGCCCCUUGCGCUGCUCUUUUCAGUUUUUCGACGGAGUUUCGGGGUAUUUCGGGCCUGGCGCCGCCCGACCCGGCUUCUAAUGGCGGCGGCGAGCUUGAGUUCCUAGGCGGCGCUAGGAGAUGUCCCGGCCGAAUAGCAUCUCGCCUCGGCCCUCGGGAAGCGGGUCCACAAGUGGAGGCCCCUCUACCGCUUCCGCCGCCGCCUCCUCCUCAUCCUCCUGCUCCGGCGGUGGUCGCGCCAAGGGGCUGAAGGAUAUUCGUAUUGAUGAAGAAGUGAAAAUCUCUGUGAAUAUCGCUCUGGAGCGGUUUCGAUAUGGGGACCAACGAGAAAUGGAUUUUCCUUCAUCAUUGACCAGCACUGAGAGAGCUUUUAUUCAUCGACUAAGUCAAUCUCUUGGUUUGAUUUCUAAAAGCAAAGGGAAAGGAGCGAACAGAUACCUAACUGUGAAGAAAAAAGAUGGAUCCGAAUUGGCACAUACAGUGAUGACUUGUAGUUUGAUUCCAAACACAAAGCAUGCUAUUAGAAGUUUAGUUCAAAGAUUUCCUGUAACUAAUAAAGAACGCACAGAACUUCUACCAAAGACAGAGAGGGGAAAUGUAUUUGCUGUUGAAGCUGAGAAUAGAGAAAUGAGUAAAACAAGCGGGCGUCUUAACAGUGGCAUCCCUCAGAUCCCAGUGAAACGAGGAGAAUCAGAAUUUGAUUCAUUUCGGCAGUCUCUACCAGUUCAUGAAAAGCAAGAUGAAAUUGUUAGAAUUAUUAAAGAAAAUAAAGUAAUUUUGAUUGUGGGGGAAACUGGAUCUGGAAAAACUACUCAGAUACCUCAAUUUCUACUUGACGACUGUUACAAAAAUGGUAUACCAUGUCGCAUAUUUUGCACUCAACCAAGACGGUUAGCAGCGAUUGCUGUGGCUGAAAGAGUUGCUGCUGAAAGAAGAGAGAAGAUUGGUCAGACUAUUGGUUAUCAGAUCCGAUUAGAAAGCAGGGUUUCUCCAAAAACACUCUUAACAUUUUGCACCAAUGGUGUAUUACUUCGUACGCUAAUGGCAGGAGAUAGUGCGUUGUCUACUGUAACUCAUGUUAUUGUGGAUGAAGUCCAUGAAAGAGAUCGAUUCAGUGAUUUUUUGUUAACAAAAUUAAGAGAUAUGCUACAAAAACAUUUGUCAUUGAAACUCAUACUUUCUAGUGCUGCUCUCGAUGUGAACCUCUUUGUCAGAUAUUUUGGAGGCUGUCCAGUGAUAUACAUUCCAGGAAGACCCUUUGAAGUAAAGGAAAUGUUUUUAGAAGAUAUAUUAAGAAGUACAGGCUAUACAAAUAAAGAGAUGAUCAAAUACAAGAAGGAAAAACAACGAGAAGAAAAACAGCAGACAACUUUGACUGAAUGGUAUUCUGCGCAAGAUAAUAGCAAACCUGAAUUGCAACGACAGAGGGCAGUACCAAAUGUAACUGAAGAAUAUGAACUGCUGGAUGAUGGGGGUGACACUGUCUUCAGUCAAUUGGCUGAAAAAGAUGUUAAUUGUCUUGAACCUUGGUUAAUUAAAGAAAUGGAUGCUUGUCUUUCUGAUAUUUGGUUACAUAAGGACAUUGAUGCUUUUGCACAAGUGUUCCAUCUUAUUUUAACUGAAAAUGUCAGUGUUGAUUACAGGCAUGGUGAAACAAGUGCAACAACAUUAAUGGUAGCUUCUGGAAGAGGUUUCUUGAAUCAAGUGGAACAGCUGAUUGGUAUGGGAGCAAAUGUCCAUAUCAAAUCAUCCAAUGGCUGGACAGCUUUGGAUUGGGCUAAACACUUUGGGCAGACAGAAGUAAUUGACCUGCUGGAAUCCUAUUGUGCCUCAUUAGAGUCUGGUAAUCUAGAUGAAAGUUCCUUAGUCCAUGCUAAUGCUGGUGAAAUGAAUAUAGAAGAUCGAGAACUCCUGAAAGCUUAUCACUACAGUUUUGAUGAUGAAAAAGUAGAUCUUGACCUGAUAAUGCACCUUCUGUAUAACAUCUGCCAUAGCUGUGAUGCAGGUGCAGUUUUAAUUUUUCUUCCUGGAUAUGAUGAGAUAGUUGGAUUGAGAGAUCGCAUACUCUUUGAUGACAAAAGAUUUGCAGAUAAUGCUCAUAGAUUCCAGGUAUUUAUGCUGCACUCAAAUAUGCAGACAUCUGACCAGAAAAAGGUUCUUAAGACUUCUCCUCUAGGCAUCCGCAAAAUAAUACUUUCUACAAAUAUUGCAGAAACCAGUAUCACAGUAAAUGAUGUUGUUUUUGUGAUUGACUCGGGAAAAAUGAAAGAGAAGUCCUUUGAUGCACUGAAUUGUGUAACUAUGCUUAAGAUGGUGUGGAUUUCUAAAGCAAGUGCUGUUCAGAGGAAGGGCAGGGCAGGACGUUGUCGACCUGGAAUUUGUUUUCGACUUUUCAGUAAAUUAAGAUUUCAAAAUAUGUUGGAAUUUCAGACUCCUGAACUUCUAAGAAUGCCUUUGCAAGAGCUUUGUUUACAUACAAAAUUGCUAGCUCCCAUCAAUUGUCCAAUUGCUGACUUCUUAAUGAAAGCUCCAGAGCCACCUCCUGCUUUAAUUGUGCGAAAUGCUGUGCAGAUACUUAAGACCAUAGAUGCUAUGGACACCUGGGAAGAUUUAACAGAACUUGGCUAUCAUCUGGCUGACUUACCUGUAGAGCCCCAUCUUGGGAAAAUGGUGCUUUGCGCUGUGGUUCUGAAGUGCCUGGAUCCUAUUCUGACAAUUGCUUGCACACUUGCGUAUCGGGAUCCUUUUGUGCUACCCACACAGGCUUCUCAAAAACGUGCAGCCAUGCUGUGUAGAAAACGAUUUACUGCGGGAACAUUUAGUGACCAUAUGGCUCUUCUUCGGGCUUUCCAGGCAUGGCAGAAAGCACGCAGUGAUGGCUGGGAAAGAGCUUUUUGUGAGAAGAACUUCCUUUCUCAGGCAACCAUGGAAAUUAUCAUAGGAAUGAGAACACAGUUGCUUGGGCAGCUGAGAGCCUCAGGUUUUGUUAGAGCCAGAGGUGGUGGUGAUAUAAGGGAUGUGAACACAAACUCAGAAAAUUGGGCUGUAGUUAAAGGAGCCUUAGUAGCUGGAAUGUAUCCAAAUAUUGUUCAUGUUGACAGAGAGAAUGUAAUUUUGACUGGGCCAAAAGAGAAAAAAGUCCGUUUUCAUCCUACAUCUGUUCUUAGCCAACCCCAGUAUAAAAAGAUUCCUCCUGCAAAUGGCCAAGUAGCAGCUAUUCAGGCACUUCCCACAGACUGGCUUAUAUAUGAUGAAAUGACAAGAGCCCACCGAAUAGCCAAUAUCAGGUGCUGCUCAGUUGUGACUCCAGUCACAGUGGCCCUCUUCUGUGGAUCAGCUAGGUUGCCAAGUAAUGCUUUACAGGAGCCUUCUUCCUUCCGAGUUGAUGGUGUCCCUAACGAUAGCAGUGAUAGUGAAAUGGAGGAUCGAACAACUGCAAACUUGGCUGCUUUAAAAUUAGAUGAGUGGCUCAAUUUCAAAUUAGACCCAGAGGCUGCUAGCCUCCUCUUGCAGUUAAGACAAAAAUGGCAUAGUUUAUUUUUGCGACGCAUGAGAGCUCCUUCAAAGCCAUGGUCUCAAGUUGAUGAAGCAACAAUACGAGCAAUCAUUGCUGUUUUGAGCACUGAAGAACAAUCUGCAGGUCUGCAGCAGCCCUCAGGAAUUGGGCAAAGACCAAGACCUAUGUCAUCUGAAGAACUUCCCUUAGCAUCUUCUUGGAGAUCAAACACCAGUCGAAAAAGCUCAGGAGAAUCAGAGUUUGCAGAUGAUGCUUUUAAUUCAGAAAGAAAUACUCCCAAAGCAACUUUAAGCUAUGAUAUAAACAAAGAGCAGAACAAUACAAUAUUAAGAGUCUUAAUGAAAUCUACAUCUCCAGCAUUUCACCAACCGCUAAAAUACAAAGAAAGAGGUGUUGUGCAUUCCAAACGAAGCACGGAUGACAGGGCAGACCAAACAGCUGUGAAAUCUACAGAUAGUAUCAGUUAUCCCAGUCCCUGUGCCAGUCCUUCUCCUCCAUCUUCUGGGAAGGGUUCCAAGUCUCCUUCUCCAAGGCCAAAUAUGCCAAUUCGGUACUUUAUUAUGAAAAGCAGCAAUUUAAGGAAUCUGGAGAUUUCACAACAGAAGGGAAUUUGGUCUACAACUCCAAGUAAUGAGAGAAAACUGAAUCGUGCUUUUUGGGAAAGUAGUGUUGUUUACCUGGUAUUUUCUGUUCAGGGAUCAGGACAUUUUCAGGGCUUUGCUCGAAUGUCUUCUGAGAUAGGCCGUGAGAAAAGUCAAGACUGGGGUUCGACUGGUUUAGGGGGAGUAUUCAAGGUGGAAUGGAUCCGGAAAGAAAGUCUUCCUUUUCAAUUUGCUCAUCAUCUGCUUAACCCUUGGAAUGACAAUAAGAAAGUACAGAUAAGCCGAGAUGGCCAGGAACUGGAACCUCAGAUUGGUGAACAGUUAUUACAACUAUGGGACCGUAUUCCUCUAGGGGAGAGAAACACAGCAGACUAAAAAUAAAAGAGCAGAUUUUUAGAGGUUUUGUUGUCACAACACCGGAGUACUCUGCAUGAAGUUAGAACCAACAAGAAAACUAUCAAGAAAUCUAAAUAGAAUAAAUCAAGAGACUGGGUGAGUUGUAUCUCUCAGAAAUACUGUUGUCCACUGCAUUGCUAGCAUUGUACUGCUGUAACAAAUAAUGCUAAAAUGCUUUUAUUUCUGAAUUCUAACAUUGUUUAUAUCAAUGUUAGAAAAUGCACUUAAACAUGCACACUUGAUCCUCUGUUAAAUGGCUCUUGGUAUUAUUUAGUCAAUCUAAGUAAUAGUGUUGAUACAAACAAAUAUAGCAAUAGAUGUUUCAUUCAUCAAAUAUUAAUAAUCUAUGCCAAAAUAAGACAUAAUGGGCCAGAGUGUUGGAAAUGGGUGAUUUUGUUAAGUAUUGAAAUCAUUUAAAUUCAGGCAAACACAAACUUUUGCAUCAUACUGGGUUUUUUUGAGAGGGGAUGUCACUUAUUUUAGCACCUACCUGACCUUGUCUUGUUCAGAAUCUAAGGAAAAUAGAAUCUUGUUAAUAUGUGGAGGGGAGUCCUCCAGGAAUAGAAGAUUGAUCAGCUAGACUGGGAAGCUAAAAUGCAGAUUCCAGAAGAAGGCAAGGGCCUACUAUUUCCUUUUUCCUAUCAAGGCAACGACAUGGAUCUAUUGUUAAAGCCAUUAGGAGUCAAAGUAAAUUCAAAAGGGACUUUAGCUAAGGCUCAAUUCUAAAAAAAACCAGGUCCUUAUCACUAGAGCAACUCAACUUGACAAAUUCUGUUCAGUACAGCUGAGUACAGAAGAUAGUUUGAAAAUCAAAAGCAAACCUGAAAAACUACAAUGCCAAAACUGAGUAUUUUAACGGGGCAACCUUCUGUCAAUUACUGGGACAAAAAACUUUGUGUCUGAACUUGUGGGGAAUUCAAAAGCAGAAACUGCAAGGGAAUCAACUGAUUCAAAAUAAAGUAUCAUGCAAACUAGUGUUACUGAAGUGUCAGCAAUAUCAAGGAUUAAAAUGUGAUCUAUGAAAAUACGCUCUAUUUAGAAAUGCACAGCAUACCCACUGAUCAAAAAGAUUAAUUACUAUUGUCAGGUAUCUGAUCUACUGGAACUUAUCUGCUUUAAAAAAUAUUUUAGGCUUUUAUUUAUAUAAGUCUCUUUGUCUUCUACCCUUUGCAAAACUGUGCACGUAAUAGGCACAAUCUAUUAUCAUUACUGUUAUUAACGAGCCUCUUGAUUGUUUCUAUAUGAUAUCCUUUUCAGUUACACUCGGCAACACUUUGGUUUGUUAUGUAUAGCAGUUUGCUCUUACUAAAAUUCUCUUUUGAUUCUCCUGUCAGUGCAUAUUUUUCAGGGCUGUCACAAUUCUGACCUCAGGUUUUUUUCAAUGUGUUUCUGUAAAUGUGUGUAAUCAGAGAAAAAAAAAGGUAUGCUAAAGAAAGAAUGCUAAUCUCAUGUGAUUGCACUGGGGGGGGAAAUAAUGGCAUUUUCCAUCUUUUCAUUUUAUUGUAAACUAUAAGAAAAAGAAGCUCUAGAAAACAAGUGAGCAUCCUUUGAGGAUUUCAGUUUUGCUCAUUCUACUAUAUCUCACAAAGUUGGCAGUUUUGACUUUCAAAAUUUUACUCUUCCUUCAGAAUUUUGCUGGGAAAAAAUUUGAUUUUUUUUUUGAAAAAAAAAUUGUGAUGAAGAUUCCCAAUGGCAUCAUCUAUCACCUUCCCUUCGCAGAGGAGAGAUGCAGUCAGGUCUUGCAAUUUGACUUCUUUUAACGAAUGAUGAUUGGAAAAGAUUCUUGUACAUUUGUAGAAUAAUAACAGUGCUGUCAUGAAACUGAAAAAGAUAAGUGGUACUACAGAAGAUGUUGAAGGGGCUACUCUGCUCUGCCAACCUACAUUAUUCUAUUUACUGCUGUGGAUGUUAGGAGUAGAAAUAACAAUAAAUGCUUCUUUGUUUCUUCAGUGCUUUUCCCCAUAAGGGAGACUAAUAUUCUUGUGCUCUCUCUUUCAGUUAGUUUUCUGUAAGAAGAAUAGAUCCCUUUUUCUUAUACUAUUCUACCAUUCCAAGAGCAUAAAUCUUGGAUAUUGCAGCUUUCCUUAAUGUGUCCAUAAUAAAGGAAAAGCAAUUAAGGAUUUUUUGUCCUUUAGGAAUAUAAGGAACCUAAGCUUCUCCCCAUGCAUAGUCCAUCAACUAUAUAUUCUGUUUUACAGACAUCUCAAUGAAUGAAUCUAACCAGAGGGACCUCAAUAUUUUCUCAACAAUUGUGAGAUUCUUGCCUGUAUGUUUGGAGAUUUCAGUAUAACAGUAUUGCAGUAAAGCAAGCCUAGAACUCACAAAGUUUGUACCAACAUGUCUGGAUAUAUUGAACCAAUGCCUGAAGCUGUUCAAGGCUGGAUAGGGAGAAGUAGACUUCAGUUUUAUUCUGAUAAGACUGAGUAACCAUCCCUGUUUGGCUACAAACAGUUUGGGCCAGUGAUAUUUUCAUUGUUGGUCUUAGAUGGGCUUGUACUUCCCCAUGCAAGAUUGGUGUAAUGAUAGGGCUGUCCUGAGUUUGCAGCUCUUUCUUUCAGCAUCAGUUGCACCUUUCCUUGACUAGAAGGCCUUUUCAAUGGUUACUUAUGCCCUGGUCACCUCACAAUUGGAAUAUUGCAAUGUGAUUAACAUGGAGCUGCCCUUGAAGACCAUAAAGAGGCUACAUCUGGUGCAAAAUGCAGUAGUAUGAACAGUAAUGGGCACUUCACAUUACAUUCAACUGCCACAAUUGCUAUGCAAACUAUACUGGUUGUCAGUUGGCUUCUGGAUGCAAUUCAAGACGCUGAUGAUCACCUAUAAAACCCUUCAAGGCUUGGGGCCUAUCUGAGGAACUACCUAUCUCCAAAUAUAUCAUGUUUGGACAGAGUGGAUAUGCUUCAGAGCCCUUCUAUUAAAUUUUGCCAUUGUGGAACCAAGAAAGCAUGUAUUCUCUGUCCCUAUUCUCUAGAACAAAAUCCCCCUGAGUAUUUGGAUGCUGACCACUUUCCUAGAGUUCCAGAGAGCUUUUAAGACCUGGCUCUGUUCACAAGCUGCAGUUAAUGUAUUCAUUGAUUUUUUUUUUGAAACACAUUUUAUUGGUUUUUUAAAUCUU